AUGGAGGGGUUGGAGCGGCUCGAAGGGCUCACUGAACUAGGUGGCCCCUCCUUGUUCGAGGUCGUUGGCGCCGACAGGCUUGCGGCAGCUGCUGCGGCGGCGCUGGAUCAUGUGCUGAGAGUGUGGGGCAUCAGAGCGUCAAGAAGGUUCUGGUGGGUGAGGAGCUACCGAGAAGAAGUUAUCGGGAUCGCUCGGCUGCUCCUAGAACGACAGAGCAUGGAAGGGCGGAAUGCUUCUGCUGGGGAAGGGUUCUUCGGACUCAUCCGCGAGGCGGCGGCUGGGGGGGUACCGAGUGCGAGACAGAAGCGGCUCUCGCUCAUUUUCCUUGUCGCCAUGCCAUACGUGCAGGCCAAGAUCGACAGCCUCAUUCGUCGUCCUGAAGACGAGGAGCUGGAGGCAGCGCCAUUGCCUUCGGGCAACUUCGAACCGCCUGUAGAAGGCAGGUUGUGGGCGCAGGCGCUGGGGCAGCCGGCGGGAAGUGUCUGGAGGCCUCCAGCCUCCCUUGCAUGGACUUGGCUGGAUUGGGCGAGAGCAGUAUGGCCGUGGGUGCAGGCUCUGAAGGAAGGAUGGGUGCUGGCGUACCAGAUUGGAUACCUCUUCAGCAAGACUCCGUUCAGCAGCCCUUGGCUUCACCUCCUUGGCUUGAAACUCCGGCGAAUGACUUCAGAAGAUUUCAUAAGGCUCGAGCAAAUGCUGAGAAGUGCUAGAGCAGCUCAGUUUGCGUGGGCAGACAAGCAUGCAAUGUCUCGAUACUGA
This is a messenger RNA of Guillardia theta CCMP2712, 756 nucleotides long. RefSeq lists its product as hypothetical. The transcript has 5 exons. Gene Ontology annotation, biological process: protein import into peroxisome matrix; protein monoubiquitination. Gene Ontology annotation, cellular component: peroxisomal membrane; peroxisomal importomer complex. The record is from RefSeq and is a predicted model, not a curated record. Gene Ontology annotation, molecular function: protein binding; ubiquitin-protein transferase activity; zinc ion binding. NCBI's taxonomy places the organism in Eukaryota, Cryptophyceae, Pyrenomonadales, Geminigeraceae. The coding region runs from base 1 to 756 and encodes 251 amino acids.